AUGCAUGGUCGUGACAACACCGAAGAAUAUGCUGCCGACUCUGGGGGAAAUGCCAUGCUGGAAAAUUUCUCAAGGAGAAUCAGCGCUGCACAGACUCUUGUUGAAGAGCUGACAUACCAUCCAAAGAAGGGAAAGUAUACAAAUAACACAACGGUGAAUAAGAAGAUGGAUGCGGAGCUGAAAAAAAGGGGGGGAGAAUGGUGUGGCAAAAGGGGCAAAUAUGCAACAGGCCCUGUAAUUGCCACCAAAGCUGAACGGACAAGGCAAUAUUACGCAGCAAAGGCAUGCAAGGAAGGGAUGAACCAAACCCCACUCACCAAAUUUUUCCGCUCUGUCCCCUCCUCAUUUUCCAAACAAUCCCAUUUGACCAACCCCAUGCAUUUACGUUCAGAUGUGAUUCCUCCAACUCCCAGCCUUACUUCAUCUGUAGUUUCCCCAAUCGAAAUAAACAAUGACAAUCAGUUGUCUGUUGACCAAGGAUCCGGGCUGAAGAAGCGUAAAUGGGCUGCUCACAUAAUGGGCCUUCCAGUUGCAUCGCUUGAGAAUCUCCAAUUGGAAAGUGAGAAAAGGCGCUGGACUGCUCAGAUUAGCCAAUCUGACAAUCUGGAAGAGCAUGAUAUGGGAUUGGAUGGAGAAGAGAAUGACAAUGACGGUGUGGGGGAUGAGGAGAUUGAAGAACUGAUGGGCGAUGUUCCACCUGCUGUCCCAGAACCUGGCCAAAAGUCAUGGGAAGAGCUCCAAAACAAAAUCUAUGGGAUUCUUAAGGCACAAAGGAAGAAAAAAACUGUCAGUCUCGCACUAACAGAGCUUACACAAUAUCAACUCCUAUGGAGCUGGUUUACACUCCGAAUGAAGGGGUACAAGAGGCUACCUGCAAGCAUUCAUAUAGCGAUUGACCGCCAUGAUGGAAAUGGAAGGUAUUUUGCUGCACGGAUCCGGGCAUUGGCACGCUUCUAUGAAAAGCAUGAGUCACUGCCACUGGAACGGAGAGGAGGGAGAAGGAAAGGUUCAUGUCACCUUGAUGAUCCAGAUGUGCAUAGAGCAGUCCAUGCUUGGCUGGAAAUGCAAUCAGUAAAGGAUCUAACGGUGGAAUCCUUCCGCCGAGCUCUCAACACCAUUAUUCUACCCGAACUUGGGAAUUGA
Cantharellus anzutake is the source of this 1143-nucleotide messenger RNA. RefSeq lists its product as uncharacterized. Lineage: Eukaryota; Fungi; Basidiomycota; Agaricomycetes; Cantharellales; Hydnaceae. The record is from RefSeq and is a predicted model, not a curated record. Bases 1 to 1143 code for a protein of 380 amino acids. The transcript is spliced from 3 exons.